ACAUUGAGGACGGUGAAGACACCACCCAUAAUUAUGUUUGUACAAGUCAUCAUUAUUAUAAAUCAUUAUUUACUUUGAGUCUUGCUUUAUGGACACCCGCCAUCUUAGGCCAACAUGUUUCCAUAGCAACCCUUACACGGGAAAUGAAAGCCUACUCUGCAGAUGAAGAAGAAGAAGAGUCACAUGUUCACUUAACCCUGAUGAAGAGGAACGAGGAAACAGCACAGAGACUUUUUACAAAGCAACUCAAGUUCUCUGGAAAUGGUGAGAAGUGAGAAGUGUUGCAGUGUGCAGUGCCACCAUUAGAUGUCACUAAUUCCUACUAAUGGGACCUUUAACACCAAGUUUCCUCUCCAGUGAAAUGCUUCGUAUUUUUUUGCAAACGUCCCCAAACAUUCCAUUUUUGGACAUUUUUUCAGUCUGCGACAGAAAAACGUCCUUCACUUGAACUGACUAAGCUUUUAUACGAGGACAUAUGACAAUGUACUCAUUCAUUCAUUCAUUCAUUCAUCUUCUACCGCUUUAUCCUCCACAUGAGGGUCACGGGGUGCACUGGUGCCAAUCCCAGCUGAGCUGACAUAGGACGAAAGGUCAUAUCCAUAUUAAAUGUGAUGAAAUAUUGUAUUUAGAGCGUGAAACCUUUGUCAGUCCAUGCUGCACAUGUAACCACACACGUCCUGUCACUGUGUCUCUGGAGCCUGAAUGCAGCUCAGUAAUCCUGGAUCAAAGAGCACAAAGAGGCCGGAGUGUUGGUGAUGUAAGCACUAACUCGCCGCUCUCUCCUCUCCUGACCGACGGAUGCUGAGGACGACACAGUGACACAGACGGCUGAUGACCUGUGACACAGUGGGAAGCUUGAGCAGCUGAUUGUGGAGGAAUGUGUCUGAGCUCAGUGUGACCAGGCGCAGACUGAAGGAAUUUUCCUCCCUGUUACUUCAUUUGCUGCGUUUUAUCCGCGGCAGGUCACAUUACCUCGGGUGUCCAUGGACUUCCUGCAGGACUCCCGUCAAACCAUGUGGGGACUGAAUGCCCGGCUGAAGGGCUUCCUGGAGCAGGUGAACGAGCUGCAGGAGGCCAACACUCAGCUGGAGGAUCACAUCGUCAACAGUAGCUCGCGCUCCGAGGACUGGUCCCAACAGGAAGAGACACUGAGGGAGCUCCGUACCCAGGUUGGUAAACUGCUGGUGGAGAACGCUCAGCUGGCCUUACAGUCGGACAACAUGAAGUCCAGAGCUGCUGCCAUCCACACCAGGUGUGAGACAGAGGAGCAAAACACCCGACGUCUGGAGCAACAGGUGCUUCUGCUCCGGGAGACGAAGAGGAGGGCAGACCAGGGCAACGUGACGCUGGAGGAAGAAGUUCAACACUCCAUGAGAGAGCUGCAGGAGAUGCACCAGGACUUGAAGGCAGCACAGGCUCAGCAGCUGCAGCGGGCCGGUUCCUGCGAUGUCCUGUUAGCCACAGCAGCAGCAGCAGCAGCAGCAGCAGCAGCAGCAGCAGCAGCAGCAGCAGCAGCAGCAGCAGCAACAGCAGCAGCAGGAGAAGGGGAGGAGGAGGAGGAGGAUGGCACAGGGAUGGAGCUCACCAGGCUCUUCGAUCGAAUCAGAGCCCAGUGCGACCAUAACAGACUUCCCGGCCCCGGAGAGAGACACCGUGGCCUGCGGGCCACCUCAAAUCCACCUCCAGGCUUGGUGGGGCCUAGCCACUCUGGAGCUGGAUCAUCAUCAUCAUCAUCAGCAGCAGCAGCAGCAGCAGCAGCACACAGAGGAGCUCUGUGUGAGGAGGAGGCAGCGUGGGCUCAGGUGAGUCUCGGCGGCGCUGCACUGAGGGAGGCGCGGGCCGAGCUCACGGAGGCCAGGAAGCAGUGGCACUCCCUGCAGGUGGAGAUCGAGACCCUGCAUGCUUUGGAAAAAGGAUUGGAGAACUCAUUGCAGAAUACCCAGCACAUGUACUCCAGUCAGCUGCAGGACCUUUCCCAGGUGAUCAUGGGCUUGGAGAGUGAGUUGGAGCAGGUGAGGGGGGGCCUGGCCACCCAGCGCCAGCGCCACAGCCUGCUGCUCAACACCAAGAUGAGGCUGGAGCGAGAAAUUGCCACUUACCGACGUCUGCUGGAGCGCGAAGAGGGCAGUGUACAUUUCCCUCAUGGCUGCAGGUACAUGGGUCGGGAUGGUCAGCUGAUGAGUCUGCAGCCAUGGAGGUCGUGUGUGGUGGAGUCAGUGGAGACCGGGCUGGAGACCGGGCUGGAGAACGGGUUCAGUGACCCGGCUGUUACUCCAGAUGAACCCAAGUCUGAGCCUCUGCCUGAAAUACCGUCACUCCUGCCAGCAGAGAGUGGACUAAAGAAGAGCGUCCUGCACAGACAGCAAAGCCUUGUCAUACUAACAGAGGCGGAGCUAGAUGAAGACCUGCCAAUCUCCACUGUGAAGACUCAGGAGAUUCUCCAGGGCAACGUAGUGCGUGAAAGUGCCGAGGGUCACGGCACCAUCGAGACAGAGAAGAUGGAUCAGGUGAUAAAGCAGUGGGAGGGCUCCUUCUUCAGAGGGAACCCCAAACUGAGGAAGAAGUCGGUGUCGCUGCGCUUCGACCUGCACAUGGCUGCGGCAGACGAGGGCUGUGCUCAGACCAAACAGGACAGCCUCCCUGACGUGGAGGUGCGGCUCAUCAUGAAGAGGUCCCGCAGCAUCCCAGCCAUCACGCAGUGACUCACUCACUCACUCACUCACUCACUCACUGGUUUCAGCUGUUUGUAGUGAUGUUACAAAACUAGCAUCCGUGCCCUCGACAUGUGGGAUGUUGUCAUUAAUAUUAUGCUAAUUAUCAAAAUAAUGACUGACAGUGAGAUUUCCCUCCUCAUGGUUUCUCAUAGUUUCAUGAGAAGAUUAGACUUUAUUACUUUCUGUGUCAUGUUUCAUCAUCAUCAUCAUCAUCAUUUAAUGAACGCUCAGUUCACAGUUGGAUGGAGAUCAGUGAGAAAAAGGCCGUCGACCCACGUUUAGACCAGUAUUAACAUCUGUCCUCUGUCCCCAGUAUUAACAUCUGUCCUCUGUCCCCAGUAUUAACAUCUGUCCUCUGUCCCCAGUAUUAACAUCUGUCCUCUGUCCCCAGUACUAACAUCUGUCCUCUGUCCCCAGUAUUAACAUCUGUCCUCUGUCCCCAGUACUAACAUCUGUCCUCUGUCCCCAGUAUUAACAUCUGUCCUCUGUCCCCAGUAUUAACAUCUGUCCUCUGUCCCCAGUACUAACAUCUGUCCUCUGUCCCCAGUACUAACAUCUGUCCUCUGUCCCCAGUACUAACAUCUGUCCCACACUUUUCAACGGUUUGAUCCUGAGAAAGCACAGACGAGACGAUCCAAACAGGAACAGGAACACACACUGAAUCUCACAGAAACCUGGGAAUAUAAACAGACGUGGAGGCGGAGCAUCAGUGUGGUCAGUUAACAGUUGUGAACAGAAACACAAACAAAGCAGCUCGUCUUGUACGAGUUACGCUUCCAAACAAAAGUACACAACGUCUGUUUCCCGGUCGCCUCGCUCUCAUUGGUUAUUGCGAGGUUCCCCAAUCGCGUGUGUUAAUCCCUCACACACCAGAUAAUCUGUUCAAAUCAGCCUAAAAUCGGACACCCAUGAUUGUUGGAAAGGCCAGAUCAGGACCAGAAUCUGACCUCUUGUUUUUUCUAAGAAAAAGAUUUGAAGUGAGUGACUGUGCAGAAAUGCUUAGGGGGUUAAGGGUUUUAAAAAAGGGGGAGACUCAGUUUUAAUUAAAAACUCCAAAGUAGCACAUUAUAUUUUCACUUUUAUCUAUUAAAAGAAGGCGGUACUACAGUAAAAUAAGAAAGAAUGUAAACGUGCCAUAUGAAGUGACAAUAUAACUGUCACAAUAAAAGAUCAGUGCGAUACUGAAAGCUAUUUUUCAUUAUCGUGUAACUUUACACUGAAUCCAUUGUUGUGUUACAUGUACAGUCACUUUAUUACACCAUUGACCCUGCUUCCAUUUUAUAACACUCCUUUUAUUACAGCAGCGGUUAUUUGACCAUCCUGCAUCCGCUUUGUCAACCACUUAAUCAGCCACACCAAAGUCCAGAGAGACAAUGGUCCUUUUUAGCUUUGCUGGGGACACAUGAGACACAUGAGACACAUGAGACACAUGAGGUCCUGAUCUCCUGCUGCUCUUUGGUACAUUUGUGUCUCUGAGGUCAUUGAAAAUGAAUGAUUCCAAACAUGGAAGAUACAAAAGUCAGAAAGAGCAAGUCAUAUUAUAUUAUAUUAUAUUCUCAUGAUAUCAUGACACUUGGGUCACAUUAUAUUUGCCUUUCCUUGUUGUUAUUAAGUGUUUCCUGCUGGUUGUUGAUGCUCAGUCAAGUUCAUGUUUCAGGGUUGUAAUGUAAACUGCACCAUGUGAGCAGUGUUGUUUCAUGUUUGUCUGAACGCUUGCACUUAAAACAACACGAGCACUCAGCGACACAUACAGAUAUACAGAUAUAUAAACGUGUGACUCAGAGUCCACGUCUUCACCAGAGGGGGGCAGUAUCUGUAAAUAUUUAACACUGCAGUGCAUCGCCAGUACUCCGCUGGGGUUACGUAACACAUGCAUCGUUACACCUUAGAUUUAGAGUUUUUAACACUAAAUCGGCACCAAAGACAUUACAAAGAUGAAAUGGACUGUUGUGCCUCAGAAUAUUUAAAGUUAUUAUCUAUGCAGCUCUGUGCUUGAUUUUUGCUCUGCUUCAUGAAGCACACAUUUCAUUUUGGGAGCGCAGUAACUACAAAAUGAAGCAUUAUGCUUUUAUCUAACAAGAUAUCAUUUAAAAUAAAAUCUAAUAAUGACAAUGAA
This is a messenger RNA of Solea solea (common sole), 4830 nucleotides long. RefSeq names its product keratin 222 (gene krt222). The record is from RefSeq and is a predicted model, not a curated record. Lineage: Eukaryota; Metazoa; Chordata; Actinopteri; Pleuronectiformes; Soleidae. Bases 984 to 2702 code for a protein of 572 amino acids. The transcript has 10 exons.